CAGAAAACAGACAGAUGGAUUUGAUCAGCAGUGAUAGCACGCUGGGAUUAUGACAGUUUUCAUAGAUCAACAGGAAAGAAGCAAAACGAGGACAAGUUGUGGGAACUAACUAGCUUCUGCGGACCAGAGGAUUAAAAGAAGAGGACAGAGAACGGGCGCUAGAAUGGAUAAACUAAGCACGAUUUGAGAUCAGUUUUAACAAGUGGAUAGACUUUGUUUCCAUCUGAGUGCUGAAAGGCCUUAGACCUGCCAGACCCGAGCUGCUGGUGUACACCAACACAGAGUAAUUUUCUCAGCAUCAGCCAGUUGACCAAUGAAGUCAGCGCUGUAGGGAAGAUUGGCGAUGAUCCGCUUUCAGCUUUGCCAGGAGUGUCAGAGCAAUCGCCGUUAGAGCUCAUUGUGUUUGCAGUAGCACAGAGAGUGAGAGAGAAAGCAGACAGUGUGUAGUAAUCUAAGGAUGACACCCGCACUUUAUUCCAUCAGAUAGUGCUCAGUGAGGUGUGCGGUGCAGCUCGCUGCGCUUUGUCUCUACACUACAAACACACACACAUUAAAAGCACUCACAACUACACACACACAAACACACCAGAGCCACACACUUACACAGACCAACAAGGCAUCAGGUCCUGACAAUCAGCGAAACUGUGUCUGGACCUUGAACACAGCAGGGUUUGAGAUCAGUGUGUUUGAGCGAGAGUGUAACUGGAGUGCACCCAGGCGCCGACUGCAGCCAGUGGAACACGUUAGAAAGGAAGCGUUAGGAAAGCCGAUGCUGCAUGAUCAAACUGUCCGAUAACCUGUGAUUAUUCAGAGAAGUCUAAAAUUACCGUGUAAAAUCUCUGUCCAUUUGCGCUGCAGUGUGUACAUGAUAGCUCAUCUGCAAAGUUCUAGCAUCCAAGCGAAUAAUGGUGGAAUUCUUGUGAGGAUCACGUGCAAGUCUCCGGGGUAAUAUAGCAUACCAAAAUAUGUAGCAUCUGAAUGUAAAGCAUCUUACAACAGUUUUGUUUAGUGCUUUGCAAGUUCGUUCUUCUACACAGGGCAAGCACUUUCACUCUGUCUUUUCAGCGCUGCACUCGAGCUCAAUGGAUUUUAUUUAACCUUGGCUAUCUCUAGAUGAGUUGCAGUAAGAUAGUGUCUCAGUCUCUCAAGAGGUCUGGAUGGUUUGGUAUUAGCUCUAAGGAACAUUGACUUCUCUGCCUACUGAUUUGUUGGGUGAGAAGUGCUGAAAACCUUGUCUAACUCAUUAAAAUACAAUCUGUUUGAGGAUGAACGUUGUUGCCCUAGAUUCUUCUGUCCUUAAGGGCAUAGCAAUGGAGAUGGUUCUAUUUUGAAAGUUGUAAUAUUGUCAACACCAGCAGAGAAAAUCAGACCUGCUUUGGAUGUCAGUUUCUUGUGCUUUAUUUGACUGAAAUAUUGUAAUACUGAUGGUUUAUUUCCCUUAAAUAAGUGUGGUUUGACCCAAUGGAGACAGGUUGCCUAUUUGUUGUUGUGGUUAACUGUGUGGCUCAUUAUUGCUCAGACCCUGCUAUAAGCUCCAAGUGUGACGCUGUAGUAUACAGCUGAAGAAUUAAUUAACCUGUACCUCAUUCAGUUAAUUGCAUAGCUGCCAUUACUGAAUACUCUUGUUAGUAUACGGUCUGUUUGGCAUUGUUUUUCUCAGUUUAUUGAUUUUGAGAAUCUCAGACUUUGGUCUCAGGAGACUUAAAGCGCUACAAUAAAAAAUUACAUUUUCUUUAAAUUGAACUGAGCCUCUGUAGGACUUUGCAGUGGCAAAUCUCCUGCAUUACAUGGAAUUAAAACAAUGCAUAUUCUAAAUUCUGUCUAAGGAACACAAGGAGCUAUAGUCAACAAAUGAACUUUGUUGCUGUAAGCUUUUCUCUGUGUGCAUUGUGAUAUAGUGUCUAAAUCGCUUGCUCUAUAAUUGCUCUGAGCUCUGGCAAAACGUUUGUGUGUUGCGUGCAAACGCUGGCUAGAAGUCAGUCUUGUGUGGCUUUGUUGCUAAGGUAGUUUCUUUGCAUGUGCUUGGAUGCUGUAUAGCAUAGUUUGUCCUCAUACAACAACAGUUAGCAUGUGCAUUUGUUGGCAUUGUUUUUGAGAACAAAUCCAAGUGCAUAUAUGUGUGUGUGUGGACUGGUUUGUCAGUAGCAGUGCAGGCAGGGUCACAAAGGAGCCAUUGAUCAAACAGUCACAGCCACACACACACACACACGCGCAUUUAUACAUACAAACACAAGUUCUCAAUACACAAUGAGGCCUGUCCGAAGCUCUGUCCUCUGCCGCCUCCUUCCUGCUCCUUACUCUCUUGCUCUGCGCAGCCUAGUUCUGGUCCUGCUCUGCAUCACUCCCCAUUGUCAGGCAGUGCAAGCAGAGAAUGUAACAGUCUUGGAGGGGGGUACGGCUCAGAUCUCCUGCCGCCUGCAGAACUACGAUGGAUCAAUCGUGGUCAUCCAGAAUCCCCGCCGCCAGACUCUCUUCUUCAACGGCACGCGAGCCUUGAAGGACGACCGUUUCCAGAUGGUGCUCUUCACGCAACGGCUGGUUCGCAUCACACUGACCAACGUUAGCGUGUCCGAUGAGGGCGGAUACUUCUGCCAGCUCUACACGGAUUCCACGCACCACCAGGUGGCGACACUCUCGGUCUUGGUUCCCCCAGAGACACCCACAGUGGAGGUGAAGCAGGAGGCUGUGGAGGGCGGCGAGGCGGAACUCACCUGUGUGUCACCACGCAGCAAGCCGGCCGCCACCCUGCGAUGGAUGCGUAAAGGACGGGAGAUAGCAGGUGUGGUAUCCCUGCAGGACAAUGGGAAGACAUUCAGUGUGUCCAGCACCAUCCGCAUCCCGGUAGAAAGGAAAGACGAUGGGGCAGCUCUGAGUUGUGAGGCAUUCCACCCUGCACUUAAUGGGCAGAAGAGGAUUCGGCAUUAUCGCCUGGAUGUCUAUUUUGCACCUACAGUUCGAAUUGUUCCUCCUGCUGGCAUUUUGCGAGAGGGCGACUCGCUCACCCUCACCUGCUCUGUCACUGGGAAUCCUCUGCCCAGAAACACUCAGUGGUCCAAGAUUAAUGACACCUUACCUGAGAGGGCAGAGAUUUCUGGCACUACUCUUCAGAUUUCCCGUCUUAGCCAAUCACACAACGGGACAUACCUGUGCCAGGCCCAGAACGACUAUGGUCGUGCUGCUGAUCAUUACACGCUGUUGGUGUAUGAUAAUGUGUCUGUCACUACCAUGGUCCCUUCCACUCCUACUCCUACCACCCCACCAAUCACCUCCCAUUCUACCACCCCAACCCUCCUACCACCCACCUUGGCCCUGGAUCCAGAAGAUCCUGGUGCAGUGGUGGAGACUCACAGUGCAGUACCUUAUGCAGUGAUAGGUGGUGUUCUGGCGCUGCUGGUUUUCACUGUCAUCUGUGUCCUCAUUGUCACCAUCUGGUGCUCUGUCCGACAGAAAGGUUCCUAUCUUACCCAUGAGGCCAGUGGGUUGGAUGAACAUGGUGAAGUGCAAGAGGCCUUCCUCAAUGGGAACGACGCCAGCCAGGGCAAGAAGGAGUACCUACUGUAGCCCUUCUCCUUCCCUAUUCCCUUUUCUUCUGACCUCAUACCCUUUCCCCCUUCCUGUCCUUGUGUCCCACCUUAUAUACAGUAUACACACACACGCACACACACACACACACAAACACAAAAUACAAUGCGCCAUAAGAGGCAGCCUUCUGAAAACGACUGUAUACAGAUACCGCACACAGCCAAUCCAUCCUGUUCCAGUCCACUCCAUAUACAUCCUGUAAACAGACAUAAACUAGGAGACAGACUGAGAAAAGAGAGCCUCUAGACCCACCAGCCAUUAACGACUGUGCCAUAUACUGUAAGCUGGAGAAACUGGGGAAAAUAUAGGGAGUGAGAAAGGGAGAGAGGGUGAGGCCACAGAGUUAGGUGAAUGUAGACAAAAGCGAAAUGAUGCCAUAAUUAUUUUGAUUGAGAGGGAAACGGGGAGCACAAAGAAAACCGGCACUCUGCCUGUGCAGCCGCCAAAGUGGAAAGGGAAUUAGAGGCAGAUGACUGCUAUAAUUCCCCGCCUGGAGAAUAGAAGAAUCCAUUUCACAAAGCUCAAUUUUUUAACUGACGGAGACAGUGGGAGCACUGUGUGAGAAGGGAGAGAGGACAAAGGGGAGAGAGAGAGAGUUGACCAGGAGCUUCUGAGUGCUUGAUGCUUGAAAAUGGAUUUUUUUUUUUAAUUGCCAAACCAUCUUGGCUACACAGCUUAGCUAAUAUAUAAUUCCCUAACAAAACUAAACUGAGUCCCAGGAAGUAUCCAUACUUUAUGAACAAACUAACUGUCCUGUUUUGCUAUCCUUGUUGGGUGGCCUGCCAAUUUGUAAAAAGAAGAAGCAUCUUUUAGUGUUAUUUUUCCCCUCUCACUGCGACAGUGGAGGAAACGUGGUCCUCUUUUAAUUUGCUUUGCGUUCACCUGUUACAAUCCUCUCCCCUUACUCGUAUAUCUCUCGUUGUCUCUGUAUGUCUCUCCCUCUAUCACUUCUUCUUUGUUGGCUCCUAAUAAUGAAAGGAUUAGUAUUAGGCUGUGUUCCUGAGAAAGAAGAAAGGAAUAUGACUUGCUAAGGCAUUAAAGAAAAGUAUAAUUAUUUUAGAAUGUCAUUAAGAGGAUAAAAAGGUUUAAAACUCUUAAUAAGAGGGCCAAGAAGAAUCAGAGUGAAAGGACUGAACGAGAGAGUAAAAUAGAAGGCUUUUUUUCCCCUGAAUGCUCAAACACAUAUGCAGAUACAUGCACACAUUCAUACGUACAGUAAAACACGUUGACAGUAUACAUAUCUCUGAAUUCCUUGUUUGUAUAAAAAAGAACUUCGACAUAAAUUAAAUUAAACUUUUAAGAAAUAAGAAAACAGUUUACUACUGAAACGCAUUAUGAGCAACUAUACUAACACAGAAUACUAGCCUAUAGAGGUGCAAAGCCGAACAAACUACUGUCCAGUGAUCUUUAAAGAAAAUGAAGAAAAGAAUAAAAAAAAACAUUUGUCUUUAUGAGAAACCAGAGGUCUUAUUGAUUUUCUAUUAAUUAUUAUUAUUAUUUGAACAAUUAUGAUUGUUGUU
Molecule: messenger RNA, 5102 nt
Organism: Pundamilia nyererei
Lineage: Eukaryota; Metazoa; Chordata; Actinopteri; Cichliformes; Cichlidae
Gene: cadm4
Product: cell adhesion molecule 4
Exons: 9
Coding region: 2248-3561 (437 amino acids)
Biological process (GO): regulation of Rac protein signal transduction; regulation of wound healing; homophilic cell-cell adhesion
Cellular component (GO): cell-cell contact zone
Molecular function (GO): vascular endothelial growth factor receptor 2 binding
Source: RefSeq, a predicted model, not a curated record